Messenger RNA from Acipenser ruthenus (sterlet), 13773 nucleotides. Its product is annotated as RNA binding protein fox-1 homolog 1-like. The transcript has 12 exons. Lineage: Eukaryota; Metazoa; Chordata; Actinopteri; Acipenseriformes; Acipenseridae. Gene Ontology annotation, molecular function: mRNA binding. Gene Ontology annotation, biological process: regulation of alternative mRNA splicing, via spliceosome; nervous system development. The record is from RefSeq and is a predicted model, not a curated record. Gene Ontology annotation, cellular component: nucleus; cytoplasm. Bases 536 to 1654 code for a protein of 372 amino acids.
UCUCUCUUUGCAGUCUCAUCCUACAAACAGUCAGCUCCGAGACACAGGCGCUGCGCUGCGCCAGACAGACAGACAUGAUCUCCUAACUCCGUCUCUGACAGACUGACAGACUAACGGACAGCUACUGCUAUUGGACUACAGCAACUACAAAUAUUCUACCUUCUUCUAAUUUUCUUUUUUUCUGGCUAACAACUUCAACUGCAGCUAGAGAACAUUACAACAACUGCUUUAAUUUGUGAAAAGGAUUUCUGCUUUUCUCCUUUUCCCUCUCCUGAAUUCUUCCCCUUUUUCCCUUCCUCCCCUUUUCUCCCUCUUCUCGAUCUUAAAUUGUUCUGCCUAUUCUUACUUUCUCUCCCCUGUCUUAUUUAAACAUUUCCUUUCCAUCCUUCCCACCUCUCCCUCUCUAUUUUGUAUCACCGCUCUCUCUUGAUUGAUUCUUCUUCAUCUCUCUCCCUCCCCUCAUCUCUCUUUCAUAUCAUACUCCCCUGGACAUCUGCUAUAUUCCUCUCCUCUCCAUUCCUGACUAUUAUGCGCCAUGCUUUCCUCUCCGGCUGUCGUUUUGCACCCUUACGGACUUCCUGUCUACCCCCAACCUCCUUCCUGUUACUCCGGACUUGUCCAGGGUGCUCCCCCAGGUUCGGAGGGUGGCUCCAGCUCUGCUGAUGCCUCCUUGACCACAGCCUAUGGCCCGCCCCCUGCCUACCCUCCUGCCCAGGCUCCUCCCACCAUGCAGGGGCCCCGCCUCCCCAUGGAGUUCAGCCCCGCCCACCCCUCUGUCUUGGGGGUGGAGUUUCAGGAACACGCGCUUAGAAUGUAUCAGCCCGGCCCGCCCCCCUCGCUGCCUGAGCAGAACACUGACGCCAACCCUCCCAGUAACACGCAGCAGGAGGACUCUGCUCAGUUGGACCUAUCCCAGAAUGCCGCAGGGCAGGAGGAGGACAGCAGUAAGCCUCAGCCCAAGCGUCUGCACGUGUCCAACAUCCCGUUCCGAUUUCGAGACCCGGACUUGAGACAGAUGUUCGGGCAAUUUGGAAAAAUUCUCGAUGUUGAAAUCAUCUUUAAUGAAAGGGGAUCAAAGGGGUUUGGUUUCGUCACGUUUGAAAGCAGUUUAGAGGCGGACAGCGCUCGUGACAAAUUAAACGGAACCAUCGUGGAAGGAAGAAAGAUUGAGGUCAAUAAUGCGACAGCGAGAGUCGUCACAAAGAAACCUCAAACCCCUGUGAUCAACGCUGGUUGGAAAAUCAAUCCAAUGAUGGGAGCAGUUUACGCCCCUGAGCUUUACACCAUGGCCAGUUUCCCCUAUCCAGUAGCCCCGCCCACCCUGGCCUACAGAGGUGCCGCCCUCAGGGGGCGUGGCAGGGCAGUCUACAACACGAUUCGCUCAGCCACUGCAGCCACGCCUACUCCAGUCCCCGCCUACCCAGGUCUUGUCUACCAGGAUGGACUCUAUGGUCCAGAAGUCUAUGGGGGUUACCCUGCCUACCGUGUGGCCCAGCCAGCCUCCGCAACGACAACCUACAGUGACGGGUACGGUAGAGUGUACACCACGGCUCCAGACACCUACCACCACACUGUGGGACCCGCUGCCACGUAUGGAGUCAGCACAGUGGCCAGUCUGUACCGAGGAGGCUACAAUCGCUUCACCCCCUACUGACAACUGCUGUCCAGGAAAUAUCCGUGACAUCACUUCCAGCCAGGGGGAGGCAGUUCACAGGACCUGGUGGUUGACGACAUCACUUCCUGUGAUCUGGAGACAGGUUUUCACCUAGGGAGUGACUUCGUUUCCUGUUUCUGGAAGCCAUUGAAACUAGGCUAUAAUAAUUGUGUGAAAAGAAAUAAGGAACUGUUAAUUUUCUCAAAUAAUUUGUACAUAGGUUAAUUUAUUAUUAUUAUUAUUAUUAUUAUUAUUAUUAUUAUUAUUAUUAUUAUUAUUAUUAUUAUUAUUAUUAUUAUUAUUAUUAUUGUGUUACAAAUAAUGAAUAUUGAUUUUAAAGGCGUGCUGAGCAAUUAGCUUUAUUAACAUUAUUACUCAACCCCUAUUUAUUGUGCCGAGAAUAUUAAUACUUAAAAUCCAAUGAUAUAGAGCAACGGCUACAUCCUGGUACCUUUGGUGUAGGUCACAUGAUGUAAUUGCUGCUAGACCAUUGAAGUGACCUACAACACAACAUGAAGUGAUCAGGUAGCAGGAAGCAGCAGCAGCAGCUUUUCAUCUUGAGUUGUCUUUGAGAGAUUUGCAUGUUUUAAAUGAACUAUACAAUACUAGCAAAUAACCCAAAGAUCUUCAUUUUAUGAAGAGGAGGAGCAGUGAUAACGUUGCCUGUGUUAAUAGGAGGUAAGAGAUUUUGAAGAUGGUUAGAACUACUUUAAAGAGGGGGCAGUGAUAAUGUUGAUAAAGCUAAUAAGUGGUAGAAGAAUGGAUUUUAAAACCUUGGUUAGCGCUCCUUGAACUCAGGAAAGACAGGCAGUUGUGCUCCUGCAAUGGUUCUUUCCUCACACCUCAGACUCUUGUACAGUACAGGCAGUCCACAGAGCUCUCUGUUGCUAUUCAAUCGUCUGACACUCCGCAGCACAGAGGAAUAGUUCUCUGUUUGCUUGCUUUCUUGGUCCAUAGCCUCAAACACUCUUCAUUAAUUCAUAUGUGGAACUUGAAGAGACUCAGGUAGACACGUGUCUCGUGAGAUAUUGUAAGUAUUUGUUUCUUCAUGGGUGGUGCCAAGCUGAAAUACACAUUUCUUUCUUUCUUUCUUUCUUCCUUUCUUUCUUUCUUUCUUUCUUUCUGCUUUACAUGUAUAUUCUUUCUUUUCUUUAUUCCUGUUUCUCUUUCCUUUAUUCUUUUGAUUUAAUUAUUUCUUUAUUUUCUUUAAUCCUAUUUUUCUAUACAUUUCAUUAUUGCUUUUGUGUCAGUUGUUUCAUUUUUCCUUCUCUCUUUCUUUCUUUCUUUUGACCAGUCUAAUUUCAAGCUGCGUUUAUUUUCUUCCUCUCUGGUUACAGACAGUAAUACUCCUUCUCUUCCAGCUCCUGUCUAUGUUCACCCUGUAUCUUGUGUUCAGCUAUUUUCUAUGGUAUCUCCUCUGUACUGUAUUUCUCUGUUAAUAAAGGCUCUUUAUUUCAUCCUCCUUUCUAAUGUAUCCUUCUCUUCUCUACUCUACUCUGUCCUCUAUGGUUUUCUGCCACUCUAUGUUCUUAUAAACUAUACAGUUCCCCUUAUAAAAGUUCCCCACUGUAAAAGCACAGCAGAGUGGAAUAAGGCACACUGAAAGCACAGUAAAGCAAAGGGAAGCAUUGUAAAGCACAUAUAGAUAUAGUAAGGCAUAUGAAUAAACAUGGCAAACCAAAGUAAACUGUGGUAAAUGCGUAGUAUAGCCAUGGGAAAAGCAUGGGGGCAAAACUGCAAAAAUAGCAUGGGAAACUUUUAUAAGGGUCUCUAGCGCUAUAUCCUCUAUGUGUCAAAAAUAUACUCUAUGCCUCUCUGACUGUGGCUGUUUCAUACACUCUCUAUGUGUUCUCCAUAGUACACCUCUACUCAAAGCACCCCCUGCCGAACUCUCCUCCUCUCCUUUACUUUCUACCAUUCUAUCCUGCUCUGCAAUACUUUACUAUGUGCUCCUGUACCACUGUGCAGUAUGCUGUUCUCCUCUACACUAUUGUACUGUACUAUGUUCUGAUAUACAACUGGACUAUAUUAUCUCUAUGUCUAAUACUUUACUGUACUCACCCCUGUUCUCCUAUUCGAAACUUUCCUAUGCUCUCUGACACUAUACUACUUUACUCUGCUGUAAAAUCCUUCACUAUAUUAUGUGCUAAUAUGCUCCUGUCUUCUACUGUACUCCAUUCUGUAUCCCUCUACUGAUGCUCCCUCUCUACUCUUCUGUAUCCUCAUCCACUCUAGUAUUCUAUGAUACUCCUAUGAUACAUUUCUCUGUGUAAUCUUCUGCUCUCUCGCGUUUCUUUGUCUUGGAUUACUCUACGCUUCUCUGCUCUAUUGCCUUCUGCUCUACUGAACUAUUAUCUAUAGCUGGCAGUUAUUACUAUCUUUAGUGACUCUUUUUCCAUGUCUUAAUUUCCUGUUCCUUGUCCUGUCCUCCUCCUAUACUAUCGUAUCUCUAUUUCUUCUCUAAAUGUUCACCACUACUGUCCUCUAUUCUAUAACACUGCUGUUUUCUAUCCUACUGUAUUACUUUACUCUGUACUGUACUCUUUCCCACUAUACUUCUGCACUAUGUUCUAUGGCACUCUUAUAUUCUUAACUAUACUCUUUUUUACUACACUGCUUUGCCAUUCUAUCAAACUCUAGCAUGCUUAACUAUAUUAUAUGCUACUGUACUACUGUGCUGUAUCAUACUCCCCCCUGCUCUUUAACUGUUCACCAUAUCAUAUAGUACAAUACUUUACAGUACUCUUGCUAUCUACCUCUCUAUGCCCUUUUCCCACAUUACUCCUACUCUAUAGCUGUACUCCAGUCUGUCUUCCUCUACUACACUGUGGUUCCCCCUAUCAUAUUCCACUCUACAAACCACUGAUAUUCUACUCUUUUCUGCUACGGUUCUCUGUUCCUGCUAUACUUCUUUACUCUAUCCUAUCUCAGCCCCCCUGCUUCUCUACUUUACUCCAUUAUAUCAUUAUAUUGUAUUAUACUAACUACUGUAUUCUCGCCUAUCCUUCCCUGCAACACUUUACUAUAAUAAUGGCUUUGGUUCUGUCAUAUUCUACUCUGCUUUUCCGCUGCACUGUAUAUUACUCUAUGGUACCUUCUUUAAUGCAGCUAUACUGCUGCCCUGUAUUUUAUCUUACUCGUGUAUACUUUACCCUACUCUGUGCUACACGUGUACUUCAUCUUACUCUUUGAUACCUCACUAUACUGUCCUCCACUCUAUCCUUCUUCACAAUGUAGAUUCUGUGUCUUUCUAUAAUACCAAAUGAUGUGUCCUACUUUACUACACCGUCCUGUACUCCUUCCUAUACUUGUGCUAGUCUAUGCCUUCUAUACUCCCCAGCUCUAAACACCACUCUGAUGUUCUCCACUAUACUCCAUUCUGUUCCCCUUCUUCAAACUCAAACACUCUAUUCUUCUUAUAAACACUCGUAUAUGUCUUCCUGCUAUUCCCACACUAUGCAAAUUGUUCUUUUUUUUAUAACUACUCCAAUACAGAGGGGUGUGCUGAUAGUCGUUCUUGGUACAGAAGAAGUUAAUUGUAUUAACUGGCACUCAAUUGUAAAGGUGAAGGAAGGACAGCUCUUGUUUUGGAAUCAACACAUUAAUGAAUAGAUGUAUUUAACACCUGCCAAUAAAUACUUCUUAAAGGCAAGUAUGAGUAUGAUUAUCAGCACACCCCUGCAUGGUUUCCCAUUGUUCCCUGCUGUACUCUAUAUGGCUAUUCCUAUACUCGCCUCAAAUCUUUGCCAUUCUAGGAUCAGUGACUCUAAACUACUUCAUUAAUAUUUCCUAUCUCCUCUUUAUUGUAUGCUACAGCUCUCCCCUGUUUUGUCAACCAGGAUUGCUGUACUUCUGUGUCUUUCUCCUAUACUGCAUUGCUGUACUUCAACCUGUCUUCCUCAAUUGCAUUCUGUGGUGUCCUUUAUCCUCUGUCACUCUCUUCCACUCUAUGUUACUGUACUCUAUUCUAUCAUAGUCUUCUCCAUCCUGUCAUACUCUACAAUACUUUAUGUUCUCUUCUAUACACCAUCAUACAGUGUGAUACUGCCCUUCAUCAACUGCACUUUAUUCAAUCAUACUUUACUAUACUGCACUAUCUCUUAUAAAAUAUGCCCAUAGUAAAAGCCCAGCAAAGUGUAAUAUAGCACAGUGAAAACAUGAUAAAGCAUAGGGAAGCAUUGUAAAGAAUAGCAACUAUACUAUAUGUGACUGUACUACUGUGCUGUAUCAUACUCUUCCCAGCUCUUUGACUGUUCACCAUAUCAUAUAGUACAAUACUUUACAGAACUCUUGUCAUCUGCCUGUCUGCCUUUUUCCCCACAUUACUCUAUUACUUUGCUUCUACCCUAUAGCCACUCUUAUAAAAGAGUCCCCUUAGUAAAAGCACAGCAAAGUGUAGUAAAGCACAAUGAAAGCAUGGUAAAGUAUAUUAAAAACAUGAUAAACUAUGGUUAAUUGAUAGUAUAACCAUUGGAAAAGCAUGGCAGAAAAAGCACUGUACAUUUACCCAGGUAAACUGUUAUAAGUGCAUUGCCUCUUAUUCUAGUGCUCUGCACUCCAUCCUGUCCUUUCCCACUAUGUGACACUCUGCUCUGCUGUACUAGACUCUUGAUAUUGUUACUCUCUUCUUUUCUACAUUCUCUCUUUCUUGGCAAGGACACAGGACUGCUCUCUUCCUUUAAUGUGUUCUUUUUAUUUCCCUUCUCUUUCUGUAUUUCUAUUGGCAAGGACACUAGACUUUCUCUUGUUCUUUUCCUUUACUCUGUUACUUUAGUUAUUACUUUUACUUUACUAUGAUACUUUACUCUGCUCUUUUACUCUGGUAAUUUACUCUGUUACUUUAUUCUGUUACUUUACUCUGUCCAUUUACUUUGCACCUUUACUGUGCCCCUUCACUUUGUUCCUUUACUCUGAUGCUUUACUCUGUUACUUUACUGUUACUUUAGUCUGUUCCUUUACUCUUCUCCAUUACUCUGCACCUUUACUUUGCCCAUUUACUCUGCUCCUUUACCUAUCACUUAACUCUGCUCCUUUACUCUUUUACUUUAUUCUAUCAGUGAACUCUGCUCCUUUACUCUGUUACUUUAUUCUAUCACUUAACUCUGCUCCUUUACUCUGUUACUUUAUUCUAUCACAUUACUCUGUUACUUUAUUCUAUCAGUGAACUCUGCUCCUUUACUCUGUUACUUUAUUCUAUCAGUGAACUCUGCUCCUUUACUCUGCUCCUUUACUCUGCUCCUUUACCUAUCACUUAACUCUGCUCCUUUACUCUGUUACUUUAUUCUAUCAGUGAACUCUGCUCCUUUACUCUGUUACUUUAUUCUAUCACUUUACUCUGCUCCUUUACUCUGCUCCUUUACCUAUCACUUAACUCUGCUCCUUUACUCUGUUACUUUAUUCUAUCAGUGAACUCUGCUCCUUUACUCUGUUACUUUAUUCUAUCACUUAACUCUGCUCCUUUACUCUGUUACUUUAUUCUAUCAGUGAACUCUGCUCCUUUACUCUGUUACUUUAUUCUAUCACUUUACUCUGCUCCUUUACUCUGCUCCUUUACCUAUCACUUAACUCUGCUCCUUUACUCUGUUACUUUAUUCUAUCAGUGAACUCUGCUCCUUUACUCUGUUACUUUAUUCUAUCACUUUACUCUGCUCCUUUACUCUGCUCCUUUACUCUGCUCCUUUACCUAUCACUUAACUCUGCUCCUUUACUCUGUUACUUUAUUCUAUCAGUGAACUCUGCUCCUUUACUCUGUUACUUUAUUCUAUCACUUAACUCUGCUCCUUUACUCUGUUACUUUAUUCUAUCACAUUACUCUGCUCCUUUACCUAUCACUUAAUUCUGCUCCUUUACUCUGUUACUUUAUUCUAUCACUUAACUCUGCUCCUUUACUCUGUUUCUUUAUUCUAUCAGUGAACUCUGCUCCUUUACUCUGUUACUUUAUUCUAUCACUUUACUCUGCUCCUUUACUCUGCUCAUUUACUCUUAUUUUACUUUAUAACUUUAAUCUGCUGCUUUACUGUGCCCCUUUAUUCUAUUACUUUACUCUGCUCUUGUACUCUGACCAUUUACUCUCUUAAUGUACUCUGUUUGCUCUGCUCCUUUGCUUGUUUACUUUGAUUCUUUACUAUGUUACUUUACUCUGCUCCCUCACUCUGUUACUUUACUCUGUUAAUCUAUUCUAUUGCUUUCAUCUGUCCCUUUACUCUUGUACUUUACUUUGCCCUUUACUCUGUUGCUUUAUUCUGUUACUUUACUCUGCUCCUUUAAUUUCCCCCUUUACUUUGCCCCUUCAUUCUGUUACUUUGCUCUGAUACUUGACUGCUCAUUUACUCUGUUAAUUGACUCUGCUCUUUUACUUUGUUACUUUAUUCUGUUAAUUUACUCUGCUCCUUUACUCUGCUCAUUUACUCUGCUCCUUUACUCUGCUCCUUUACUCUGUCCCUUUACUCUGCUCAUUUACUCUGCUAAUGUACUAUGUUACUUUACUAUGCUCCUUUACUAUGCACCUUUAUAUUGGCCAUUUACUCUGUUGCUUUACUCUUACUUUACUCUGCUCCUUUACUCUAUCACUUUACUCUGGUUCUUUAUUGUGCUACUUUACUAUGUUAUUAUUUAUUCUAUUGUACUCUGGUCCUUUAAUCUACCCCUUUACUCUGCUCUUUGCUCUGUUACUUUACUGUUGCUUUAUUCUAUUACUUUAAUCUCUUACUUUACUCGAUAACUUUACUCUGCUGCUUUACUUUGUUACUUUACCCUGCUCUUUUACUCUGUUACUUUACUUUUACUUUACUCUAUAGCUUUACUCAGCUACUUUACUAUGUUACUUUAAUCUGCCCCUUUUACUCUACUCUUUGUUACUUUACUGUUGCUUUAUUCUAUUGCUUUACUCUCUUGCUUUACUCUCUUACUUUACUCUACUCCUUUAUGUAGCUCAUUUUCUCUGCCCUUUUCUUUGUUACUUUAUCUUAUUACUUUACUCUGUUAUUUUACUCUCUCUUUACUCUGUUUACGUUAGUCUGUUUACUCAUUUACUCUGAUACUUUACUCUAUUACUUUACUCUGCUCAUUUAUUCUGUUACUUUUUUCUAUUAGUUGACUCUGCCCCUUUACAAUUUACUCUGUUAUGUUACUCUGCCCUUUACUCUGUUACUUUACUCUGCCCCUUUACUGUGAUACUUUGCUCUUUUACUUUACUGUGCUCCUUUACUCUGUUACUUUACUAUAUUACUUGAAUCUGAUACUUUGCUUUGCUACUUUUCUCUGUUCUUUUACACUGCUCCUUUACUCAGUCCCUUUACCUUGAUACUUUACUCUGCUCCUUUGUUCUGUUACUUUACUCUGCUACCUUACUUUAUUAACUCUUCCCUUUGUUAUUUUACUAUGUUGCUUUACUUUGCUAUUUUACUCUGACCCUCUGCUCUGUUAAUUUACUCUGUUUACUCUGCUCCUUUACUCUGCUUUACUUUGUUACUUUACUCUGCUCUUUUACUCUGGUAAUUUACUCUGUUACUUUAUUCUGUUACUUUACUGUUGCUUUACUCUAUUAAUCGACUCUAUUACUUUACUCUGCCCAUUUACUCUGCUACUUUAAUCUGCUCCUUUACUAUGUUACUUUAAUCGGUUACUUUACUGUUGCUUUACUCUAUUAUAAUCUGCUCUAUUAAUUCACUCUGAUCCUUUGCUCUGACCAUUUACUCUGUUACUUUACUGUUGCUUUACUCUAUUCAUCUAUUCUUUUACUUUACUCUGCUCCAUUACUCACCCAUUUACUCUGUUACUUUACUUUGUUACUUUACUCUGUCAUUUUACACUUGUACUUUACUCUGCUCCUUCUCUCAUCAUCUGUACUCUUUUACUUUACUGUUACUUUACUCUGCCACUUUACUUUUCUUCUUUACUUUGUUACAUUACUGUUACUUUACUCUGUUACUUUACUCUGCUAUUUUCCUUUGUUAUUUCAAUAUGUUACUUUACUCUGCCCCUUUGCUCUUGUACUUUACUCUGUUGCUUUACUCUGUUACUUUACUCUGUUAUUUUAGUCACUUACUUUACUCUGCUCCUUCACUCUUCUCCUUUACUAUGUUACUUUACUCUGCUCCUCUACUCUGCUCCUUCACUCUGUUACUUUACUGGUGCCUCUACUCUGUUAUUUUACUCUGACACUUUACUCUGUUACUUUAUUAGGUCACUGUUACUUUACUCUGUCACAUUGCUGUUGUUUUACUGUCUUACUUUACUGUUGCUUUACUCUAUUAAUCUACUCCAUUACUUUACUAUCCUCCUUUACUCUGCCUCUUUACUCUGCUAUUUUACUAUGCUACUUUAAUCUGUUACUUCUCUGUUGCUUUACUCUAUAAUCGACUCUGUUACUUUACUCUGCCCCUUUACUCUGCUCAUUUACUCUUGUACUUUACUCCUCUACUGUACCCCUUUACUCUGCUCCUUUACUCUGUUUCUUCAAUCUGUAACUUCACUGAUGCUUUACUAUGUCUUAUUCUACAUCUUUACUCUUACUUUAUUUGGUUACUUUACUCUGCCCCUUUACUACUGUACUUUACUCUGUUGCUUUACUCUGCUGUGUUACUCUGUUACUGUACUCUGACCCUUCACUCUGUUACUUUACUAUGCUCCUUUACUCUGCUACUAUACUCUUCCACUUUACUUUCUUUACUCUGCCCUUUAUUAUGCUACUUUAAUCUGCUUCUUUACAUUGCCCUUUACUCUGCUACUUUACUCUGUUACUUUACAGUUACAUUAUUCUGUUACUUGUCUCUGUUAAUUUACUUUAAUCUAUCCCUUUACUCUGUUGCUUUACCCUGUUACGGUACACUGACCUUUUACCCUGUUCCUUUACUAUGUUACUUUACUGUUGCUUUACUCUAUUACUUUACUCUAUUACUUUACUAUGUUAUUUUACACUGCUACUUUACUCUGUUACUUACAGUUGCUUUACUCUGGUCCUUUAUUCUGUUAUUUCACUAUGUUACUUUGCUAUGUUUUACUCUGCACCUUUAAUCUGUUACUUUACUCUGCUCUUUUACCCCGACCCUUUACUAUAUUAUUUUACUCUGCUCUUACUCUGACACUUUACUAUGUUGCUUUACUGUUGCUGUACUCUAUUAGUCUACUCUAUUAAUCUGCUAUAUUACUUUGCUCUGCUUCUUUACUCGUGUACUAUGUUACUUUACUCUGUUUACUCUGCUCAUUUACUCUGCUCCUUCAGUCUGUUAAUUUACUCUUACUUCACUUUUUACUUUGCUCUAUUACUUUACUCUGCUCUUUUACUCUGACACUUUACUCUGUUACAUUACUGUUACUUUACUCUGUUACUUUACUGUUGCUUUACUCUGUUAUUCUAUUUUAUUACUUUACUCUGCCCAUUUACUCUAAUCUUUUACUCAGACACUUUACACUGUUACUUUCUGUUAUUUCACUCUGUUACUUUGCUCCUUCACUCUGUUACAAUACUGUUACUUUAUGCUGUUACUUUAUUUUGUUAUUUUACUCUACCCCAAUACUAUUGCUUUACUCUGUUACUUACAGUUGUUUUACUCUGAUUUUGUAUUCAGGUACUGUACUCUGCUGUUUUACUUUCUUUACUAUGUUACUUUAAUAUGCUCCUUUACUCUGCUCCUCUACUCUGCCCCUUUACUCCGCUCCUUCACUCUGUUACUUUACUCUGCUCCUUCACUCUGUUACUUUACUCUUAACUGCCUCUGCUAUCUUACUCUCAUUUUACACUGUUACUUUACUCUAUUACUUUAAUCUGUUAGUUUACUGUUAGUUUACUGUACACUGUUACUUAAAUCAUCUCCUUUACUUGGUUACUUUACUCUGCUCCUUUACUUUGUUACUUUACUAUAUUAAUUUACUCUGCUCUUUUACUCUCACUUUACACUUUUACUUUACUCUGCUCCUCUACUCUCCUCCAUUCUCUGCUUCAUUCUGUUACUUUACUCUUCUAUUUUACUCUCACUGUACACUGUAAUUUACUCUUUUACUUUACUAUGUAAUACUCUGCAUCUUUACUCUGUUACUUCACUCUGCUACUUUUCUGUGUUCCUUUACUCUCUUCCUUUAUGCUGAUACUUUGUUAUGUUACUUUACUCUGCUCCUUUACUUUGUUACUUUACUCUGCUACUUUGCUCUGUUACUUUACUGUUUACUCUAUCAAUCUACUCUAUUUACUCUGCUCCUUUAUUCUAUUACUUUACUCUGCUACUUUACUUUAUUUACUCUGUUACUCAAAUCUGUUACUUUACUCUGCUCUUUUACUCUGCACCUUUAUGUUGCCACUUUGCCCCUUUACUCUGUUGCUUUAUUCUGUUACUGUACUCUGCUCCUUUAAUUUUCCCUUUACUUUGCCCCUUCAUUCUGCCAUUGACUCUGUUACUUUACUAUGCUCUUUUACUCUGUUACUUUACUGUAUUACUUGAAUCUGCUACAUCACUCUGCUCCUUUACUACUGUAUCUUACUGUAUCUGUUAUUUUACUCUGUGUACUCUGCUUUUUUACUCUGUUACUUUACUCUUGUAUUUUACUCUGUUACUUUACUCUCUACUUUUGCUUGGUUACUUUACUCUGCUUACCUACUCUGCCCUUUAUUCUGCUCCAUUACACUGCUCCUUUAAUCUGUUACUUUACUGUUGCUUUACUUUAUUCAUCUACUCUAUUACUUUACUCCUUUACUCUGCCCAAUUACUUUACUCUGCUUUUUUCCAUGUUACUUUAAUCUGCUCCUUCACUCUGUCACAUUACUGGUGCUUUACUCUAUUCAUGUACUCUGUUACUUUACUCUACUCCUUUACUCUUCCCAUUUACUCUGUUAUUUUACUCUGCCCAUUCACUCUGUUACUUUACUCUGUUACUUUACUGUUGUUUUACUCUGAUACUCUGUUACAUUACUCUGCCCCUUUACUAUUGUACUUUACUAUGUUGCCUUACUCUGUUACUUUACUCUGCUCCUUCACUCUGUUACUUUACUCAGCUCUUUAACACUGCUCCUUUACUAUGUUACUUUGCUCUGCUACUUUACUUUCUUUACUCUGCCCUUUACUUUCUUACUUUACUCUACUUAUUUACUAUGUUACUUUACUCUGAUACUUUACUCUAUUAAUUCACUCUGUUGCUGUGACAGCAUGGCUUGUGUGGUGAUGCAGGCCAGGAAAUAAAUGCACAAACAGGCAGUGCUGUGGUAAAUGAAAUUACUUCAGUGCAUUUAAUUAAUAAAAUAAAAGAUUUAAACAAAAUACAAAAACGCUGAAAGCAAAAGGCAUGUUGACCAAACAAACACUACAAACGGAACACAAAACAAAUACCGUGCUGGUAUAGUGAUCAGAUUGGCAGCAGUUCCUCUCUGUAUUUUUUUCAUAGAUCUCUCUGUUCUCCACUCCAGUGACCGAGGGAUUAACUAGCUAUUAAUUAUCUAGCUAACCCCUCGGUCACAUUCUGCACGGGUUUACUAAAGAUGCGUGACUGUCAGCUAAUUCAAUAAUCAGUCGCUGACAGUAAUGCAUACUCACAAGGUAUUCUUAAACAAAACAAAUAGCGGACGGCAUUUCCGCCCUGUCCUACAUUUAAACAAGCAGGGCUUUUUCUAUGUUAUAUAUGAAAUACAUACAUAAUAAUCAUAAUAAUAAUAACAAUAAUAAAUGCACAUUUAUAUACAAACGGGAGGGGCACCCAGCCACAGUUACUUACAGUUGCUUUACUCUGCCAAUUUACUCUUGUAUUUUACUCUGUUAUUUUACUGUUGCUUUACUCUAUUAAUCUACUCUAUUACUUUACUCUGCUCCUCUACCCUGCCCCUUUACUCUGCUCCUUCACUCUGUUACUUUAUUUAUUCACUCUGUUACUUUACUCUUGUACUUUGCUCUGUUACUAUAUUGUUACUUUACUGUAUUUACUUUUUAGUUGAUUUCUUUACUGUUACUUCACUCUUUUACUUUACAGUUGCUUUACUCUAUUAAUCUAUUCAAUUACUUUACUCUGCUCCUUUACUCUGUCCAUGUAUUAUGUUACUUUACUCUGCCCAUUUAUUCUUGUACUUUACUCUAUUACUUUACUCUGCUCUUUUACGCUGUCACUUUACUCUGUUAUUAAACUGUUACUUUACUCUG